CACGUAUUAUGUAUUAUAUGGAGCACUGGGUGUUAUACACAAACAAUGAAUCAUGGAACACUACAUCAAAAACUAAUGAUAUACUGUAUGGUGACUAACAUAACAUAAUAAUAAAAAAAAUCGUAUCAUAACAACAACAACAACAAAAAGGAAAAAUGGUGCUGAGAGACUUCCUCCACACAGGGUUGCCACUAACCUUCAAUAUGUAAAACCCAGAGUAUCUGUGAAGCACAAUAAAGCAAAGUAAUAAAAUAAGGUAUGUCUGUAAUUAAGUCUUCUCUCUUUUUUUUUGUCUCUAGCAAAAGGCUUGUCAAUUUUUUAAAAUUUUUAUUUAUUCAUGAGAGACAGAGAGAGAGAGAGGCAGAGGGAGAAGCAGGCUCCUUGCAGAGCAGGGAGCCAGAUGCGAGACUCGAUCCCAGAACCCUGGGAUCGUGACCUGAGCCGAAGGCAGAUGCUUAACUGACUGAGCCACUCAGGCGCCCAUGGCUUGUCAAUUUUGUUCAUCUUUUUUUUUUAAUUUUUAAUUUUGUUUUAUUUUUAUUUUUUUAAAGAUUUUAUUUAUUUGACAGAGACACAGCGAGAGAGGGAACACAAGCAGUGGGAGUGGGAGAAGCAGACUCCCCGCUGAGCAGGGAGUCUGAUGCGGGGCUCGAUCCCAGGACCCUGGGACCAUGACCUGAGCCGAAGGCAGACGCUUAACGACUGAGCCACCCAGGCGCCCCCUUUUAAUUUUUUAAAUUUUAUUUAUUUAUUUGACAGACACAGCGAGAGAGGGAACACAAGCAUGGGGAGUGGGAGAGGGAGAGGCAGGCUUCCCAGCAAGCAGGGAGCCCAAUGUGGGGCUCCAUCCCAGGACCCCAGGAUCACAACCUGAGCCAAAGGCAGACACUUAACCGACUGAGCCACCCAGGCACCCCAAUUUUGUUCAGCUUUUUUAAAGAAACCAACUUUCAUUUCAUUGAUUUUCUUUAUUGGUUCUCUUUUCUCUAUUUUAUCUCUAAUCUUUAUUUCCCUCUUUAUGUUGGCGUGGGUUUAGUUUGCUCUUCUUUUUCUAGUUCUUUAAGUUAUAAAGUUAGAUUGUUGAUUUGAGAUCUUCUUUCUUAAUGUAAGCUUUUACAGGUCAAUAACUUUCCUCCUUAGCAUUGCUUUCACUGUGUCCUAUGAGUUUUGGUAGGUUGUAUUUUUGUUUUCAUUCCUCUCUAAGUAUUUUCUAAUUUUCCUUAUUUCUUUUUUCUUUUUUUAAGAUUUUAUUUAUUUAUUUGACAGGAGAGAGACAGCGAGUGAGGGAAUACGAGCAGGGGGAAUGGAAGAGGGAGAAGCAGGCUUCCCGGUUCCUGUUGCAUGUAAAUCUUGUCCCUGUGGUUAUGUAUUUAUUAAUAGGAAACUUCUAAAAGUAAAACACUCAGAGAAAUCAUCACCUUUUACAGAAGUGAACAGUACCAUAUCUUUGAAAGAUUUGAGAAUACUAUUUUUAUAUGAAUUUAAACUAGGACAUAGUGCAGCCACAGCAAGUAGAAACAUCAAUUCUGUCUUUGGAAAAGGCUCUGUUAGUGAAAGGACUAUCCGGUGGUGGUUUGAAAAAUUUCGUUCUGGGGAUCUGAGUCUGAAAAAUGAGCCUCGAGGGAGACCCAAAUCUGUUUUAAAUGAAGAUCAGUUGAGAGCCAUGGUGGAAGCUAACCCCAAAACAGCAAUUCGAGGCCUUGCAGCAGACUUAGGAGUUUCUGCUACAACAAUUUCUCGACACCUGGCUGCAAUAGGAAAGGUGAAAAAGUUGGACAAGUGGGUAGGUAACACCAACUGAUGGAUAAUCAUAAACUGAGAUAUUUAGAGAUGUGCUUAUUCCUGAAGAUUUAAAAGAGCAGAGACCUAUUUUGGAGAAUAUCGUAA
Molecule: messenger RNA, 1887 nt
Organism: Mirounga angustirostris (Northern elephant seal)
Lineage: Eukaryota; Metazoa; Chordata; Mammalia; Carnivora; Phocidae
Product: histone-lysine N-methyltransferase SETMAR-like
Exons: 3
Coding region: 1304-1801 (165 amino acids)
Biological process (GO): double-strand break repair via nonhomologous end joining; DNA double-strand break processing; replication fork processing
Cellular component (GO): condensed chromosome; nucleus; site of double-strand break
Molecular function (GO): histone H3K36 methyltransferase activity; single-stranded DNA endonuclease activity; double-stranded DNA binding
Source: RefSeq, a predicted model, not a curated record